AUGCUUGCGAAGUUUUGGUGGGGAUCUAACAAUGGCACAAGCAAAGUCCAUUGGAUGAGUUGGGAUAGGCUGUCCAUAGCAAAGGGUAGGGGAGGUAUGGGGUUCCGUGGCAUUAGCGAUUUUAAUAUUAGCCUGCUUGGUAAGCAAUUUUGGAGGCUGCUCAAAGGUGAGAAUUCUCUGUUUGUCAAAGUUUUCAAAGGAAAAUAUUUCCCACGUGGUGAUCUUAUGGAGGCUACUCUGGGUUUCUCUCCGAGCUACGCUUGGAGAAGUAUUUUAAGUGCGAGGGAAGUGGUCAGCAGAGGGCUAAGAUGGAGGAUUGGUAAUGGAUCACAGGUGAGAGUUUGGCAGGAUCCCUGGAUUCCCUCGAGUCCAACGUUUAAACCGCUAAUCCGGCAGGAGAAUGUGGACACGGGCCUGUAUGUUUCUUCUCUCAUUGACCAUGACUUGGGAUGCUGGGACAGGCAAGCUUUGAGUAUUCUGUUUGAUCCUCAUGACGCCCGUAGUGUCGCCAACAUACCGGUUUCCAGAAGGUGCUUGGAAGAUAAAAGAGUUUGGCAUUUUGAGGCUAAUGGUGAGUACUCAGUUAAAAGUGCGUAUCACGUGCUGGGUGGAGACAGAAGAAGCAAUGAUGCAAGUCACUCGGGAUCCCAAAGGAAUGAUUUCUGGAAAUUACUCUGGAAGCUCCCUGUUCCGGCAAAGAUUCGCAACUUCGUCUGGCGUCUAGCAAAGAAUAUUCUUCCCACUCGUAGUAAUCUCCAGAAAAAAGGUAUUGUUCUGGACCCCUCUUGCCCCCUUUGUCAACAUGAAGCUGAAAGUGCACACCAUUUGUUUUUAAACUGUGAAUUCACAAGAAGAAUGUGCUUUUCCCCGUCGCUGGGAUUUAGACUCCCUAGUAACGUGGAGAUAAUAGACUGGAUAGGCAUGAUUCUGCGGGGUGGAAACAUGUUGGUAACUCAGCUGCAGAUAACUUCCAUGUGGAAAGUAUGGAAUGUCCGUAAUAACUGUGUGUUCAAUAGGACGCUUGAGGAUCCUGCCAAAGUAGCCAUGGAUACAGUAGAAGUCAUCAAGGAAUUCAAUUAUGCGAAUCCAGAUCUUGCCAAGAAGAAGAUGGCUACGGAUGAAGCUGACUACCACAGUCCUGCGGGGGGAGUGACUAUUGUUCAGGUUGAUGCAGGGUGCUAUGAUAAUGGUGUUAUGGCCAUGGGAUGUGUGGUGAAACCUGAUGGCAAUGGUGUGGUUAUGUCUGCCUGCAGACGUGAACAAGUGCUGGUGAACCCGAAUGUUGCUGAAGCUAUGGCCAUUAGGUGGGCGCUCUCGUUGAUGCAAGCCAUACACUUGGAUAAUGCAGUGCUCCAAUCUGAUGCGCUGAAUGUCAUAGAUAGUAUUUAUGGACUGAAUUAUAUUGCUGAUUUAGAUCCAAUUGUGGCUGAUUGUAAACAUUUGAUUACUUGUUUUAGGAAUGUUUCUGUUUCUUUCAUAGGUAGGAGAGGUAAUGUGGAUGCUCAUCAUAUGGUGGGUGUUGGCAGAACUCUAGGCAACAAAACUUGGAUUGGGUGUAUCCCUAAUUUGUAUUCCAGUCCUUCUUGUAUCAAUUCGGUGGUUGCGCCGCUCUCGUAA
Messenger RNA from Vicia villosa (hairy vetch), 1617 nucleotides. RefSeq lists its product as uncharacterized. The coding region runs from base 1 to 1617 and encodes 538 amino acids. The transcript has a single exon. Gene Ontology annotation, molecular function: nucleic acid binding; RNA-DNA hybrid ribonuclease activity. NCBI's taxonomy places the organism in Eukaryota, Viridiplantae, Streptophyta, Magnoliopsida, Fabales, Fabaceae. The record is from RefSeq and is a predicted model, not a curated record.